UUUCCCUCUGCCUCGCUGCCACACGGACGUGCUGGAACUCCUUCUCUCUCUCUCUCUCUCUCUCUCUCUCUCUCUCUCUCUCUCCUGUGAAUCUCGGGUGUGAUCUCGGGACGCUCUGUAACUCUCUCUGUUUGAUCUCUCUUUCAUUUUUCUGUAAUACGGCGACGUCUUCCCGCCAUCAUCGUCAAUCAUCGACGUCCUCUCUGUUCUCUGUCUCUCUCUGUAGAGGCCAGGACUACCCACGUCUCUUCCUCUGUUCGACUGCUCUCUCUCUUUCUGAGAGACCGUACUUGGCUGAGCAUCCGCGGCUUGUUCUUUCUUGUGGAUGCUAUUGCUGGCCAUCACUAACUAACAACCAGCACCGCAUCACCUUCAUUGCCGUCUCUCUCUCUCUCUCCCUCUCUAUCUCAACGACUUGCGUUUACAUUGUAAAAGUCUCACAAAAAUUCUUAAUCUUUUGCUCCGCAAAUAUUGCGAGUUCUUCUCGUUCCUCUCAGUUGACUCUCGACUUCCUGUUCGAAUUUUUUGUUCUCUCUCUUCACCUCUUCGUUUUCCCAUUCAAAUCCUUUCUUCUCUUCAAGCGUGUUUCUUUCACAAUCUCGUGUCUCUCUUUGUCAAGAAUUCUCUUGACUCUAGAUUUUUCACUCAAGGUUUAGUCUUGACUCUUUUGUGACGAAAGGAUCCUUUUUUCAUUCAUCUGUAAUGCUCCUUUCUACCCGAGAGAGUAUUUCGUAAGUAUCUGUUGUUACACUCGAAAAAUCACCUAUUUAUUGCAUUUUUCGCAUUGUUGGUGCCACUACUAUCAUCAAAUUUUUUCUCCCUUUGAUUUCGGGGUAUUUCUUGGCGCUUCAUUUUUUGUCAAGGCCGUUCCGCCUUCGUUUCUUUCUUCUUUUCCUUUGGGAAAAUAGUUUUCUUCUUUCCAUGGGACCCCUGCAAUCUCACAUUCCCCUCAUGCCAACAUGCCGACUUGCUUUCCUGCUGUUUCUUCUGAGCUUCCCAUCAGUUUUUGCUUCGUCCCUGCCCCUCAGUUGUUCUGAUACUUCCCGGGUUUGCACCUCCUUCAUGGCCUACAAGGCCGGGUCCUAUCAGACCUUCUCUGAGAUUCAGAGCAUGUUCGAUGUCCUGCCGCCUCAGGUGACUAUGGAGCCAAGCUUGGAGCUGGACGGGCACCGUUACCUCUUCAUCAAGAAGAACUGCUCCUGUUUCCCGCCGGUGAAGCGUUACCUGAGCAACACAACUUUCACAGUGAGGGAGAAUGAUGGGCAAGUUGCAGAAAUGGUUGCUCGCGCCUAUCAGGGACUUGCCAUCCCGCCCAAUUCGACGAGGACGGUGCACACUGGUGCUGUGGUCUCCCUGCGUUUGCUUUGUGGGUGUUCUAGCAGCCUGUGGAACUAUCUUCUGACUUAUGUCCUGCAAGAAGGGGACACGGUGGCAUCAUUAGCCAGUAGAUUCGGCGUGAGCAUGGCAGAUAUUGAGAGCCUCAAUGGCAUUGGCGAUCCGAGCCUCAUGUCCGUUGGGAAGGCUUAUUACAUGCCAUUAAAUUCGGUUCCUGGUGUACCUUACUCCCCACCUGUUGCAACUUCACCCGCUCAUCCACCAGUAGCUCUCAACCCAUCAGAUGUUCAAGUUCAUCACUCUGAUCAUUUUCCAAUAGGAUGGACGUUGGCCGGCAUAGGACUUGGGCUGGUCCUAAUAUUAGCUAUUCUAUUGUGCAUCUGGUGUAAAAUGUAUUUCUGCUGCUCCCAGGUCCAACUGGGGCAUGAGAAGAACCCUGACAAGAAAAGUUAUAAGUUUCACAUUCUUCAAGGAUCAAAUUUCUGCUAUCCAUCUGGAAGGUAUAUAUGCUGCAAGUCUGGGAAGCCAAAUACUGAAUUUGCCAUCAGUAACCAGAUUAAUAUUCCCAAAGAUAUGGCUGGUGUAUUUCAUGCGGACAAGCCAGUAAUCUUUACCUAUGAAGAGAUUCUCUCCUCAACAGAAGGUUUCUCUGACUCGAAUCUCUUGGGACAUGGUACAUAUGGUUCAGUGUACUAUGCAAUGCUUCGUGAUCAGGAGGUUGCUAUCAAAAGAAUGACAGCUACAAAAACUAAGGAGUUUAUGGCCGAGAUCAAGGUUCUGUGCAAGGUUCACCAUACAAACUUGGUAGAAUUAAUUGGUUAUGCAGCAAGUGAAGACGAACUUUUCCUUGUUUAUGAGUAUGCACAUAAGAGUUCUCUUGCAAGCCAUCUACAUGAUCCUCAAAGUAAGGGACAUACAUCUCUUUCUUGGAUUUCUCGAGUUCAAAUUGCCCUUGAUGCUGGAAGAGGGCUAGAGUACAUACAUGAGCAUACCAAAGCCCAUUAUGUGCAUCGUGACAUCAAAAGUAGCAAUAUUCUGCUUGAUAAUGCCCUUAGAGCCAAGAUCUCCGACUUUGGACUAGCAAAACUUGUUGGGAAAACCAGUGAUGGAGAAGCUUCUACUACAAGGGUCGUUGGUACUUUCGGCUAUUUGGCUCCAGAAUACUUGAACGAUGGCCAAGCAUCAACAAAGAGUGAUGUUUAUGCAUUUGGCGUUGUGCUUUUCGAGCUAAUUUCCGGGAGAGAGGCAAUAACAAGGACAGAUGGCAGAGUGAAUGUUGGCAUUGAAAGACGAUCACUUGCAUCAAUUAUGCUAGCUGCACUUCAGAACUGUCCUAACGCAAUGGGCAUGACAAGCUUGAAAGGUUGCAUCGACUCCAGCCUCAUGGAUUUGUAUCCUCAUGAUUGUGUGUACAAGAUGGCUAUGUUGGCAAAGCAGUGUGUCGAUGCCGAACCAAUUCUACGGCCAGAUAUGAAGCAAGUGGUGAUCGCACUUUCACAGAUCCUCUUGUCCUCGAUAGAAUGGGAAGCGACAUUAGCUGGCAACAGCCAAGUUUUCAGCGGCCUUGUGCAAGGCAGAUGAUACUUCCUAAUCAGUUUCUUCCGUUUCUAACUCUCUUUUUCCAAUCCUAUUUUUUCCUUUUUAUUCUGUCUUUCUAAUGCCUUGAUGGGGAUGCCCUUCUCUUGCCAUCUUCUUCUUCCUCGCACCUUUGGUGAUCGGAAAAGUGUAGGGGCACGUCUCCAAAGGCCACCACGUUAGUAUCAGCUGUCAUUCCACUUCAAAGCUGCUUUCUGAUGUGCAGCCACUAACAGCAUUGGAGUGUAUAUGACAGAUUAUUUUGUAAUUCUUAAGAUGAUAGAUUCCUUGUCAA
This is a messenger RNA of Nymphaea colorata (pocket water lily), 3205 nucleotides long. RefSeq names its product lysM domain receptor-like kinase 3. The transcript has 11 exons. Gene Ontology annotation, molecular function: transmembrane receptor protein kinase activity; ATP binding. The coding region runs from base 922 to 2916 and encodes 664 amino acids. Gene Ontology annotation, biological process: protein phosphorylation; innate immune response. Lineage: Eukaryota; Viridiplantae; Streptophyta; Magnoliopsida; Nymphaeales; Nymphaeaceae. The record is from RefSeq and is a predicted model, not a curated record.